This is a messenger RNA of Stylophora pistillata, 1384 nucleotides long. RefSeq lists its product as uncharacterized. NCBI's taxonomy places the organism in Eukaryota, Metazoa, Cnidaria, Anthozoa, Scleractinia, Pocilloporidae. The record is from RefSeq and is a predicted model, not a curated record.
AAUCCAGCAUGCUGUCUUUGUCUGAUGUAGCGUUGUUUUAGUAAGGAAACCGGGAAUAUUAACACCUUAUUAUGGCGGAUAAAAGGCCCAAGCGACAACGGACUGGAAGAUCCUGUAUGUUCUUUGAUGCAAGCCUGCAACACAGGGAAGAAAUCGAGUUGAGAAGGGCACUCAGUGCGUCUUUGAAAGAAGCGCGAAGUGCACAACAGAAGCACGAAGAACCCGCACAACCGAACGUAGAAACAAGAUCGAUAUGCACUAAUACUGAGACAAGACUACGUUUAAAGAAGUCUCGAUGCCCUAAACUGAAAAAGUACAGCAAAAGCUGUUCUCUAAAAAUAAAACAGAAUGAAGGUAUAAAGAAAGGUAGUGAACUAACCAUCACAAGUGAAGAGGUAUCAGCAAAAGCCAAAGACCAAAAAGAAGAUUCAGACAAAUGUAGAAAGCUUCAGAACAAGGGAUUUCUAAGUAAAAAUCAACAGAGAAAAGAACUUCAAAGUCCAAAAAAUUCAAACAAAGUUGUCAAGUCAAACAAAUUGGUGAACACUGGUCAGAAGAGAGAACUUAAGAAUAUUUUAAAUAAACAGAACACAAAUGGGAAGUUGUUCACUUGCAAGAAAGGGAAUGAUGCAAAGAAAAGCAAAGUUGUUCAAAGCUUGACUGUGAAAUUUAAUACUGCCAGCAAAGAUGAGAAACAACCAUAUACAAAAUGUUCAAAGCGAAAGCAGGAAAUUGAAGGUCAAAAUGACAUUGAAACUUCCAAUGAUCAAGUUAAAAAGAGAAAACUCACAUCACCAAAACUUGUGCCUGAAGUUGUACUAGAAACUGAAAAAAAUUUUCAUUCAGUAGAAGAGAGGUAUACCUCUGAUAUAUCUACUCUUAAACAAGAAGUGUCAAAUGUGCUACAGGGAAAACUAAGAAAAAGACUAAGACAGAAGCUUAAAGACAGAAAACUUGUGAAUCCAUUAGGAGAAAUCUACAUCCCAGCUAAUAUAGCCAAGACAGAAGAUUUCUUGACUUUCUUAUGUCUAAGAGGUAGUGCCAGUCUUCCAAGAUCCUUUGAGGUCUUCAACAAUCCUGAUCCUUUCUUUACUAAGCCAACUCACCAGUUUCCUGAUGAAGAAGUGCUUUCUUGUCCAAUGCUUCACACACAUUCAUCAGUGACCUACUCUCCACCUUUGUCAAGUUCUCCCAGUGAGUCCUCAGCAGACUCACCUAUGUCUUCUAUAGAUGGCUGGUUGAUGCAUGAUGACUAAAGACUUUCAGUUAGAACUAUGUUUUAAGAAUAGCAUUUUUGAAGGCAAUUGAACCAUUUAACUCCUAAGAUCUGAUUAUGAAUUCUGCCAUCUGGCUGCUACACAUUUCCUUGUAAAUUGGUUAUGAG